CGCUGCCGCGGGGAACGAAAUGCCUUGAAGCUACGAAAAUAUGUGAAUGCAGCAGCAUCCUUUCUGGAUUUUGAAAGACUCCACUUCAUCAUGGGACAGCAAAUUUCGGAUCAAACACAACUGGUUAUUAACAAGUUACCAGAAAAAGUAGCAAAACAUGUCUUAUUGGUUCGAGAAAGUGGCUCUUUAACUUACGAAGAAUUUCUUGGGAGAGUAGCUGAACUGAAUGAUGUAAUUGCUAAGGUGGCUGCUGGACAGGAAAAACAUCUGCUCUUUGAAGUACAACCUGGGUCUGAUUCUUCUGCCUUAUGGAAAGUGGUUGUACGGGUGGUGUGUACUAAGAUUAACAAAAGCAGUGGAAUUGUGGAAGCAUCACGGAUCAUGAACUUGUACCAGUUUAUCCAGCUUUAUAAAGACAUCACAACUCAAGCAGCAGGAGUGUUGGCACAGCACUCCACCCCUGAAAACCCUGAUGAAAACUCACUGCCUGUAACAUCUUGUCAGGCUAGUUUUUGGAUGGGAAGGGUGAAUGAAUUGACUGAGGAGGAGGAGUGUUGUAUCUGUAUGGAUGGCCGAGCCGACCUCAUCCUGCCUUGUACUCACAGCUUCUGUCAGAAGUGCAUUGAUAGAUGGAGUGAUCGACACACGAAUUGCCCUAUCUGUCGCCUCCAGAUGUCUAGUGCAAGUGAAUCUUGGGUGGUGUCAGAUGCACCGACUGAAGAUGAUAUGGUUAAAUAUAUCCUUAACAUGGCUGAUGAAGCAGGUCAGCCCCAUCGGCCAUGACCUUUGGAUCGAAGGUGUUCUGUUGUUACUGUGGGCUUUCAACACUGGUCAUGGAGGAAGAAUGCAGGGACACUGUGGUACGGACACAGGAAAAUUAUUUUUCCCACCCUCUUAUUUUUGCUAUUCUGAUAAUUUGUCCCAUUUCUUUUAAUAAACUUUCCACGUCUUCCA
Messenger RNA from Chrysochloris asiatica (Cape golden mole), 954 nucleotides. RefSeq names its product ring finger protein 141 (gene RNF141). Bases 91 to 783 code for a protein of 230 amino acids. Lineage: Eukaryota; Metazoa; Chordata; Mammalia; Afrosoricida; Chrysochloridae. Gene Ontology annotation, biological process: protein autoubiquitination. The record is from RefSeq and is a predicted model, not a curated record. Gene Ontology annotation, molecular function: ubiquitin-protein transferase activity. The transcript has 6 exons.